This is a messenger RNA of Gastrolobium bilobum, 1100 nucleotides long. RefSeq names its product proteasome subunit alpha type-4-A. The transcript is spliced from 2 exons. The coding region runs from base 158 to 910 and encodes 250 amino acids. Gene Ontology annotation, biological process: ubiquitin-dependent protein catabolic process. The record is from RefSeq and is a predicted model, not a curated record. NCBI's taxonomy places the organism in Eukaryota, Viridiplantae, Streptophyta, Magnoliopsida, Fabales, Fabaceae. Gene Ontology annotation, cellular component: nucleus; proteasome core complex; proteasome core complex, alpha-subunit complex.
AGCCCAAGUGUGACUCAAGAGUCCUGAAUUCCCCUUCCCCUCCUCACACUUCGUUUCCUUCACAACAUCGCACACACAAACCUGCCCUUUCACCUCUUUCUCUCGCCGUCAGCGUCUCUGCUUCUCGCGCCUUCGAUUUCGUUAGUCACAGAUCAAAAUGUCUCGAAGAUAUGAUAGCCGCACAACAAUCUUCUCCCCUGAAGGACGUCUUUACCAAGUUGAGUAUGCAAUGGAGGCCAUUGGGAAUGCUGGUACUGCAAUAGGGAUCUUAUCAAAAGAUGGGGUAGUGCUGGUUGGUGAAAAGAAGGUCACAUCGAAGCUGCUGCAAACCUCAACUUCCACUGAGAAAAUGUACAAGAUUGAUGAUCAUGUUGCAUGUGCUGUGGCUGGGAUAAUGUCUGAUGCCAACAUCCUAAUCAACACAGCUAGGGUCCAAGCACAACGCUACACAUUUGCCUAUCAAGAGCCCAUGCCUGUUGAGCAGUUAGUUCAAUCUCUUUGUGAUACCAAGCAAGGUUACACCCAAUUUGGUGGUCUUAGGCCAUUUGGAGUCUCAUUCCUGUUUGCAGGAUGGGACAAAAAUUUUGGCUUUCAGCUUUACAUGAGUGACCCAAGUGGAAACUAUGGUGGUUGGAAAGCUGGAGCUAUUGGUGCAAACAACCAGGCAGCACAGUCAAUACUAAAACAGGACUACAAGGAUGAUAUCACAAGAGAAGAAGCAGUGCAACUUGCAUUGAAGGUAUUAAGUAAAACUAUGGACAGCACAAGUCUCACCUCAGAUAAGCUUGAACUUGCAGAGGUUUUUCUGUCACCCUCUGGAAAAGUCAAGUAUGAAGUUUGCUCCCCAGAGUCUCUUACUAAGCUGUUGGUGAAGCAUGGUGUGACCCAACCUGCAACAGACACUGCCUAGUUUGCUGUUCCAUUCUAUCCUUUUCAUUUCCGGUGCUUUUGGCAUUAGAUGGCAGAUAUUGGCUCAAACAUAUUUCAAGCUUUUAAAACAUUUUGUAUUCGUACAUCUUUGAUUUUCAAGACAGUUAGAUGGUAUUUGUGUCCCAUUUCUUGCAUUUUCACCGUAUCAGCUUGUCAAGCUAUUUUCUAAG